GUUAUUCUAAACCUAUUUGACCAGGGAACAAUCACAACAUCGAAUAUCUCUCUCUUCCCCCAAACCCUUCUUUAUAUAGACUGCAACUUACCAUUCUAUCACUCCACAAACCUGCCAUCUUCGAUCUCUGUCUUUCUCUAGGGUAUUCGAUAUCUCUCUCUCUAGAUUUGACAUAUGGCUCCGACCCAUCCCUCUGAUUUAUCUUCUUCUGAAGAAGAAGAUGAAUAUGAAUACAGGAGGGACAACGAAGCAGAGCAACAAGAAGAUCGAAACCGCGAAGAGGAGGAAGAAGAAGAAUCUGAAUCUGAAGAGGAUGAAGAAGAAGGGGAAGAGACUCCUCCGGUCCCACCGCCUCUUGACAAGAGACCCUCCCUUCAAAAACCCAAUCCAACCACAACUGAUGAAGGAGGGUUUGAUUCGGAAUCCGAUGAUUCCGAGAAAACCCAACCCUCUCCCACCGCUUCCGAUUUCACUAUCAAGCCCAUCUCCAACAAAUCAGCCCCAAAGCCUGCUGCGAAACGCCCUGCACAGACGGGACAAGAUGGGAUGGAUUCGCGGGCGAAAAAGAAGAGGGUUUCGAAUGGGGAUGAAGAUAAUGGAGAGAGGAAGUCUCUUUUUAGUAGGUUGUGGAGCGAGAAUGAUGAAAUUGCAAUCUUGAAAGGAAUGUUGGAAUACAAGGUUGACCAAUAUACUAAUAUGGGUGACUUUCAUGAAUUUAUCAAAGAGUCUCUUCAUGUCGAAGUUUCAAAGAGUCAAUUGACAGAUAAGAUCAAAAGGAUGAAGAAGAAGUACAUGACCAAUGCAGAGAAAGGCGAGAAUCCGGUUUUCUCCAAGUCCCAUGAUCACAAGUCAUUCGAGCUCUCAAAGAAGAUAUGGGGUGCUGUAGCUGGUAAAGGGAUUGAUGACAACGCUAAAAGUUCCAAAAGGACUGCAAAAAAGAGCAGUACAAUUAAUCAUCAUUCCUUGAGUUUGGCGAAAGAAGAAAAACAUGAAUUUGAUACACUAAAUAGUGGAAUAAAGGCUAGUCAAGAGGAUUUCUCGAAGAUGUAUCCGAGAUUGAAUGAAUCACUGCAGUCCGAAAACGGGUUGUACCCUUCAUUGUUGGAGUCUGGGAGGAACUUUUUGAAGGAAAGAAUAAGUUUGAUUGGGAGUGCCAAGGCAGAGAAGCUGGAGGAGAAGUGGAACAAUUUGCAGGUUGAUGAAAUCGAAUUAUACCUAAAACAUGUUGAGUUGGUUCGGGAACAGACUAAGCUAGUGUUGGCUGAGAUGAAGUCUUCCAAGUGAUAAGGUUUUGGUUGAAAUUAUUAGCAGUUUAAUGGGUUGUGUAUAUUUGGUGAAGUAUAGUUAAAAUUUCGGGUUUGGUGGAAAGGACAUCAGUAGUAUUGUUUAACAAUUUUGGUUAGAAUAAUUUUAUUCUUAGGUUUUGGAUACAUCAGUUUUUGCUUUUUAUUGAUACUAUGUUGUCUCGGUUUAUUUAACAUAAAUAUAUUUCUGGUUUUUUUUCUC
Molecule: messenger RNA, 1506 nt
Organism: Cornus florida
Lineage: Eukaryota; Viridiplantae; Streptophyta; Magnoliopsida; Cornales; Cornaceae
Product: STOREKEEPER protein-like
Exons: 1
Coding region: 175-1284 (369 amino acids)
Biological process (GO): regulation of DNA-templated transcription
Cellular component (GO): nucleus
Source: RefSeq, a predicted model, not a curated record